AUGGAUCUCACUUCCCUCUACGAGAGCCUCCGGUCGCUGAACCCUGACCUAGCAUCUACGGAGUCCAGCCUGGGAUGGCCUUCCCGGGGACCCUGGAGCUCGGCCGACUCCAGCCCUGCUGCGGUAGCCCCCCGCCUGCAAGGCCGCUCCACCAGCCUGGUGGAGGGACGCGCCUGUUCCUGGGUGCCACCACCUCCGGGCUUCGCACCCCUGCCACCGCGUCCGGGUCCUGAGCUGUCGCCUCCACCCACCUCGCCUACAACAGCUCUGACCCCUUCGUCCCGCUACAAGACUGAGCUGUGUCGGACCUUCUCAGAGAGUGGACGCUGCCGGUAUGGGGCUAAGUGCCAGUUCGCCCACGGCCUGGGGGAGCUGCGCCAGGCCAGUCGCCAUCCCAAAUACAAGACCGAAUUCUGCCACAAGUACUACCUCAAUGGCACCUGCCCCUAUGGCUCUCGCUGCCACUUCAUCCACAACCCCAAUGAGGACCUGGCCACCCCUGGGCAACACCCUCAUGUUCUGCGCCAGAGCAUCAGUUUUUCAGGCCUGCCGUCUGGUCGCCGAGCUUCGCCACCACCACUGGGCCUUCCAGGCCCUUCCCUGUCCUCCUGUUCCUUCUCACCCUCCAGCUCCCCCCCACCACCAGCCGGAGACCUGCCACUCUCUCCCUCUGCCUUCUCUGCUGCCCCUGGGACCCCUGUGCCCCGAAGGGAGCCCACCCCAACCUGUUGCCCCUCCUGCCGGAGGACCACUCCUGGCAAUUUCUGGGGGCCCCUAGGGAGCCUAGCUCGGAGCCCCUCUGCACACUCCCUGGGAUCAGACCCUGAUGAAUAUGCCAGCAGUGGCAGCAGCCUGGGGGGCUCUGACUCACCUGUCUUUGAGGCCGGUGUUUUUGGGCCAUCCCAAGCCCCUGCAGCCUUCCUUCGCCUUCCCAUCUUCAAUCGCAUCUCCGUGUCUGAGUGA
Elephantulus edwardii (Cape elephant shrew) is the source of this 963-nucleotide messenger RNA. It is a transcript of the gene ZFP36, whose product is annotated as ZFP36 ring finger protein. Gene Ontology annotation, molecular function: mRNA binding; metal ion binding. The record is from RefSeq and is a predicted model, not a curated record. Lineage: Eukaryota; Metazoa; Chordata; Mammalia; Macroscelidea; Macroscelididae. The transcript is spliced from 2 exons. Bases 1 to 963 code for a protein of 320 amino acids.